AGCCUGUCACAAUCCAACUAGUGUGCUGCGGAGUAUUAAACCUUUUCCCUGUGCUGACUAGAAAGAGAGAAUAAACUGCCACCAUGAGUACCGAUGCAGAGAUGGCGGUAUUUGGCCCAGCUGCCAUAUACCUCCGGAAGCCAGAGAAGGAGAGAAUUGAGGCACAAAACAAACCCUUUGAUGCCAAAACCGCAGUUUUUGUGUCUGAACCCAAGGAGCUGUACCUCAAAGGCAUCCUUCAGAGUAAGGAAGGGGGUAAAGCUACCGUCAAAACUGAGGGUGGGCAAACAUUAACAGUUAAGGAGGAUGAAGUCUUCCCAAUGAACCCUCCCAAGUUCGAUAAAAUUGAGGACAUGGCCAUGAUGACUCACCUCAAUGAAGCCUCUGUGCUGUAUAACCUCAAAGAGCGUUAUGCAGCAUGGAUGAUUUACACCUACUCUGGGCUGUUCUGUGUGACUGUGAACCCCUACAAGUGGCUCCCAGUGUAUAACCCUGAGGUGGUGGCAGCCUACAGAGGCAAAAAGCGCAUGGAGGCUCCGCCACACAUCUUCUCUGUCUCUGAUAACGCUUAUCAGAACAUGCUCACAGAUAGGGAAAACCAGUCUAUCCUCAUCACUGGAGAAUCUGGUGCUGGAAAGACUGUGAACACGAAACGUGUCAUCCAGUAUUUUGCCACAAUCGCAGCAAUUGGGGAAAAGAAGAAAGAGCAAACCUCUGGCAAAAUGCAGGGAACUCUGGAGGAUCAAAUCAUUUCAGCCAACCCUCUGCUGGAGGCUUUUGGAAAUGCCAAGACAGUGAGGAAUGACAACUCCUCUCGCUUUGGUAAAUUCAUCAGAAUUCAUUUUGGAACCUCAGGAAAACUGGCUUCUGCUGACAUUGAGACUUAUUUGCUGGAGAAGUCCAGAGUAACAUUCCAGUUGUCAGAUGAAAGGAGCUACCACAUCUUUUACCAGAUAAUGACCAACCACAAACCAGAGCUCAUAGAAAUGCUCCUUAUCACCACCAACCCCUAUGACUUCCCCAUGAUCAGCAUGGGUCAGAUCAGUGUGGCCAGCAUUGAUGACAAGGAGGAGCUGGUUGCUACAGAUACUGCUAUUGAUAUCCUGGGGUUCACUCCAGAAGAAAAAAAUGGUAUCUACAAGCUGACAGGAGCUGUGAUGCACCAUGGCAAUUUGAAGUUUAAGCAGAAACAGCGAGAGGAGCAGGCCGAGCCUGAUGGCACUGAGGUGGCAGACAAAAUUGCUUAUCUCAUGGGCCUGAACUCAGCAGACCUGCUCAAAGCCCUGUGCUACCCAAGAGUAAAAGUGGGGAAUGAGUUUGUGACCAAGGGGCAGACUGUUCAGCAGGUCAACAAUGCAGUUGGUGCUCUGGCUAAGUCUGUGUAUGAGAAGAUGUUCUUGUGGAUGGUUAUCCGCAUUAACCAGAUGUUGGACACUAAACAGCCAAGACAGUUCUUCAUUGGUGUCCUGGAUAUUGCAGGAUUUGAGAUCUUUGAUUUUAACAGCUUGGAACAGCUGUGCAUCAACUUUACCAAUGAGAAGCUGCAACAGUUCUUCAACCACCACAUGUUUGUACUGGAACAAGAAGAGUACAAGAAAGAGGGAAUUGAGUGGGAGUUCAUUGACUUCGGUAUGGACUUGGCUGCCUGCAUUGAGCUCAUUGAGAAGCCAAUGGGAAUCUUCUCCAUCCUUGAAGAGGAGUGCAUGUUCCCCAAGGCCUCAGACACAACCUUCAAGAACAAGCUCUAUGAUCAGCAUCUUGGCAAGACCAACUGCUUCCAGAAGCCCAAGCCUGCCAAAGGCAAGGCUGAGGCCCACUUCUCCCUGGUGCACUACGCAGGCACAGUGGACUACAACGUCAGUGGCUGGCUGGACAAGAACAAGGACCCCCUGAAUGAGUCUGUUGUGCAGCUGUACCAGAAAUCCUCCGUCAAACUGCUGGCUUUACUCUAUGCCAGCUUUUCCUCCACAGAAGCUGAGUCUGGUGGAAAGAAGGGAGGCAAGAAGAAGGGUGGUUCUUUCCAGACUGUGUCUGCUCUCUUCAGGGAGAACUUGGGCAAGCUGAUGACCAACCUACGAAGCACCCAUCCUCACUUUGUGCGAUGCCUGAUUCCAAAUGAAUCUAAGACACCAGGUCUUAUGGAGAACUUCCUGGUUAUCCACCAGCUGAGGUGUAAUGGUGUACUGGAAGGUAUCAGAAUUUGUAGGAAAGGAUUCCCAAGUAGAAUCCUGUAUGGAGACUUCAAGCAAAGAUACAAAGUUCUGAAUGCCAGUGCCAUCCCAGAGGGUCAGUUCAUUGACAGCAAGAAGGCUUCGGAGAAGCUCUUGGGAUCAAUUGAUGUCGACCACACUCAAUAUAAAUUUGGGCACACUAAGGUAUUCUUCAAAGCUGGUCUGCUGGGUACUCUUGAGGAGAUGAGAGAUGAGAAACUAGCUGCCCUCAUCACUUGUACUCAGGCUCUGUGCCGUGGAUACCUCAUGAGAAAGGAAUUUGUGAAGAUGAUGGAAAGGAGAGAGUCAAUUUACACCAUCCAGUACAACAUCCGCUCAUUCAUGAAUGUGAAACACUGGCCAUGGAUGAAGCUGUACUUCAAGAUCAAGCCUCUUCUGAAGAGUGCAGAGGCUGAGAAGGAGAUGGCCAACAUGAAGGAAGAGUUUGCCAAGUGCAAGGAAGACCUGGCAAAGGCAGAAGCCAAGAGAAAGGAGCUUGAGGAGAAGAUGGUUUCUCUGCUGCAGGAGAAGAAUGACCUGCAGUUACAAGUGCAGUCUGAAAUGGAGGGUCUCUCAGAUGCUGAAGAAAGGUGUGAGGGGCUGAUCAAAAACAAAAUCCAGCUUGAGGCCAAAGUGAAAGAGAUAUCAGAGAGACUGGAGGAUGAAGAGGAAAUGAAUGCCGAACUGACAGCCAAGAAGAGGAAACUGGAGGAUGAGUGCUCUGAGCUCAAGAAAGACAUUGAUGACUUAGAACUCACCUUGGCCAAAGUGGAGAAGGAGAAACAUGCCACAGAAAAUAAGGUUAAAAACCUGACAGAAGAGAUGGCCAGUCAGGAUGAAAGCAUUGCCAAGCUAACCAAGGAGAAGAAAGCCCUACAAGAGGCUCAUCAACAGACCCUUGAUGAUCUGCAAGCAGAGGAAGACAAAGUCAACACUCUGUCUAAAGCCAAGACAAAGCUUGAACAGCAAGUGGAUGAUCUUGAAGGUUCCCUGGAACAAGAAAAGAAACUCCGGAUGGACCUGGAGAGAGCCAAGAGGAAGAUGGAGGGUGAUCUGAAACUCUCUCAAGAAACUGUCAUGGAUCUGGAAAAUGACAAGCAGCAAUCAGAGGAGAAGAUCAAGAAGAAGGACUUUGAAAUAAGCCAGUUCCUCAGCAAGAUUGAGGAUGAACAAGCUCUGGGUGCCCAACUGCAGAAGAAGAUUAAGGAGCUCCAGGCUCGUAUUGAAGAGCUUGAAGAGGAAAUUGAGGCUGAACGUGCUGCUCGGGCCAAGGUUGAGAAGCAGAGGUCUGAUCUCUCCAGGGAACUUGAGGAGAUCAGUGAAAGACUUGAAGAAGCUGGAGGAGCAACUUCUGCCCAGAUUGAGAUGAACAAGAAACGUGAAGCUGAGUUCCAGAAGCUCCGCCGUGACCUUGAAGAGGCCACUCUGCAGCAUGAAGCCACAGCGGCAGCUCUCCGCAAGAAGCAGGCUGACAGUGUGGCAGAAUUAGGGGAGCAGAUUGACAACCUGCAGAGAGUCAAACAGAAGCUGGAGAAGGAGAAGAGCGAGUACAAAAUGGAAAUCGAUGACCUUUCCAGCAACAUGGAAGUAGUUGCCAAGGCUAAGGCUAAUCUGGAGAAGAUGUGCCGUACACUGGAGGACCAACUGAGUGAACUGAAGACAAAGAGUGAUGAAAAUCUACGUCAGAUUAAUGACAUUAGCGCACAAAAAGCAAGACUUCAGACAGAAAAUGGUGAGUUUGUUCGUCAGUUGGAAGAGAAAGAAGCUCUGGUUUCCCAGCUCACAAGAGGUAAACAGGCCUUCACUCAGCAAACUGAGGAGAUGAAGAGGCAGCUGGAGGAAGAAAUAAAAGCUAAGAAUGCCCUGGCUCAUGGUCUCCAGUCCGCCCGCCAUGACUGCGACCUGCUCCGGGAGCAAUAUGAGGAGGAGCAGGAGGCCAAGGCUGAGCUCACUGAGCUCUUCAAGAUGAAGAACUCCUAUGAAGAGGCUCUGGAUCAUCUUGAGACCCUUAAACGGGAGAACAAGAACUUGCAGCAGGAGAUCUCAGACCUCACUGAACAGAUUGGUGAGACUGGAAAGACCAUUCAUGAACUGGAAAAAGCAAAGAAACAGGUGGAAACAGAAAAGACUGAAAUUCAAACUGCACUGGAAGAAGCUGAGGCAUCACUGGAGCAUGAGGAGUCAAAGAUCCUUCGUGUCCAACUGGAAUUGAACCAAAUCAAGUCUGAAGUGGACAGAAAGAUUGCUGAGAAGGAUGAGGAAAUUGAGCAAAUGAAGAGAAACAACCAGAGGAUUGUGGACACCAUGCAGAGUUCUCUUGAUGCAGAGAUUAGGAGCAGAAAUGAUGCCCUCAGAAUUAAGAAAAAAAUGGAAGGAGAUCUCAACGAGAUGGAAAUUCAGCUGAGCCAUUCCAAUCGCCAGGCUGCUGAAGCCCAGAAACAACUAAGGAAUGUCCAAGGACAACUCAAGGAUGCCCAGCUGCACCUGGAUGAUGCCCUUAGAGGACAGGAAGACAUGAAGGAACAGGUUGCCAUGGUGGAGCGCAGGAACAACCUGAUGCAGGCUGAGAUUGAGGAACUGAGGGUUGCCCUGGAACAGACUGAGAGAGGCCGCAAAGUGGCUGAGCAGGAACUGCUUGAUGCCAGUGAGCGUGUCCAACUCCUGCACUCCCAGAAUACCAGCUUGAUCAACACCAAGAAGAAGCUUGAGAGUGACAUUGCUCAGCUCCAGGGUGAAGUUGAUGAUACCAUCCAGGAAGCAAGAAAUGCAGAAGAAAAGGCCAAGAAAGCUAUCACUGAUGCUGCUAUGAUGGCAGAGGAGCUGAAGAAGGAGCAGGACACCAGCGCUCACCUGGAGAGAAUGAAGAAGAACCUGGAGGUCACAGUGAAGGACCUGCAGCACCGUCUGGAUGAGGCUGAGCAGCUAGCAAUGAAGGGUGGGAAGAAACAGCUCCAGAAGUUGGAAACCAGGGUCCGCGAUCUGGAGAAUGAGCUGGAGGCAGAACAAAGACGUGGAGUCGAAGCCAUUAAAGGUGUCCGCAAAUAUGAGAGACGAGUAAAGGAGCUCACUUACCAGGCUGAGGAGGACAAGAAGAAUGUGAACAGACUCCAGGAUCUGGUGGACAAACUUCAACUGAAAGUGAAGGCUUACAAGAGGCAGGCUGAGGAAGCUGAGGAACAGGCUAAUUCUCACCUUGCCAAGUUCAGGAAGGUGCAGCAUGAACUGGAAGAAUCUGAGGAGCGUGCUGACAUCGCUGAAUCUCAGGUCAACAAGCUGAGAGCCAAGAGCCGUGAUAUGGGCUCUAAGGGCAAAGAUUCCGAGGAGUAGAACCUUCACAGCGAUUUCUUCCUCGUCUGAAACUCAUAAAAUAUGAAUUUCAGUUUGUAACAACUCUUUUGUGUCUGUUUUUGUGAAUAAAUAUGCAGAUUAUCUAGUA
Molecule: messenger RNA, 5646 nt
Organism: Lepisosteus oculatus (spotted gar)
Lineage: Eukaryota; Metazoa; Chordata; Actinopteri; Semionotiformes; Lepisosteidae
Source: RefSeq, a predicted model, not a curated record